Molecule: messenger RNA, 4303 nt
Organism: Limulus polyphemus (Atlantic horseshoe crab)
Lineage: Eukaryota; Metazoa; Arthropoda; Merostomata; Xiphosura; Limulidae
Product: prolactin-releasing peptide receptor-like
Exons: 2
Coding region: 787-2034 (415 amino acids)
Biological process (GO): G protein-coupled receptor signaling pathway
Cellular component (GO): plasma membrane; neuron projection
Molecular function (GO): neuropeptide Y receptor activity; neuropeptide binding
Source: RefSeq, a predicted model, not a curated record
UUUCGUUUAUUUAAAAUCUCGUCGUCGUCAACGGUGAGAAAUAAGAGAUCACAUAAAUUGUACUUCGUCAGCUCAGCAAUCGUAGAAAUAAUAAAACAACCCAUUAACCACAUACUUUCUUAUCUCAACUAAAUGACGCCCGCUAGUUAUCUGUAUAGAUAAUGGAUGACACGGGCAACAUUUGUGUAGAUAUUAAAUGAUACGAGCGACAUCUAUAUCGAUAAUGAUGUUUUAACCCUCAAAUAAACCUAUUAUUUUCAUGACCCUUCUAAAUAAAAACCUUAUGUUUUUGCCAGUUAGAACAAUCAGGGUAAAGAACCGAGGGUGAUAAAGGGGGUGAAAUCGUCGUUUUCUUUGUGAUACACAACAGUUAGUAUUCGUGGUAUUUUUUGUUUGAAAGUUCUCGUGCGACACGUAUGGCCCAUAAGUAGUUUGGUACAGAAAAAUGUGCUUAUAAAGUCGAUAGGGUUAUGGAGUCCAUCUAGAAUUAAAAAGUUAUGGUUGUUGUUAAAAAAAAAGGAACCAUAUUUACAGGGGUCGAGGACUGAUACAACAGUAAACUAAAGAACUCGUAACUAGGUCGAGGACUGAUACAACAGUAAACUAAAGAACUCGUAACUAGGUCGAGGACUGAUACAACAGUAAACUAAAGAACUUGUAACUGGGGUCGAGGACUGAUACAACAGUUUCAACUUCACGAAGAGAUUGUACCUCAUCUGAAGGUUUUUCCAAUGUCAGUGAAACGCCACCUACCGGACGUUUAAUGUUCUAUUUUCAUAUUACAUCAUGUCAGUUCCUAUUUCAAAGGAAACCAUUAUGGACAGCUUAAUAGCCGAAAUUCAAGCCCAAAACAUCACCUUCUUCGGAAACAAUAGCCUCUUCGAAAAUUACAGUAAUCUUUUCCAAACUACGCCCUUCCAUGAUUACGUCACGUCCAUUCCAUCGGUACAAGUUUUCUUUUACUGCCUCUAUGUGAUCAUCUUCGUCACUGGCAUCUGUGGUAACGUUUUGGUCUGUUACGUUGUGUUUCGAAAUAAAUCAAUGCAGACAGUGACCAAUAUCUUUAUCACUAACCUGGCACUGUCGGAUAUCCUCCUCUGUACAUUUGCAGUCACUUUUACGCCUCUGUACAUAUUCUUACGCCAGUGGAUCUUUGGAAGUGUCUUCUGUCACUUGCUGACCUAUGUUCAAGGCGUGAGUGUCUACAUUUCGGCAAUUACUCUAAUGUCAAUCGCUAUUGAUCGUUUCUUUGUCAUAAUUUACCCUUUCCAACCUCGCCUGAAAGUCAGCUGGUGUCUGAUGAUUGUUGUCUCUAUCUGGAUCAUAGCAGCUUUGCUGACUAUGCCCUACGGUAUCUUCAUAAGCUUAAUUGUCGUAAGAGGGCGUCCAUACUGUGAGGAAGAGUGGCCCCAUGAAACAAGCAGAAGAGUUUUUGGUUUGUGCACAUCCGUGUUGCAGUUUGUGGUUCCUUUUAUCAUUAUAAGUAUCUGUUACUUGAAAGUGUGUACCAAGCUGCGGGACAGAGCCAGGACCAAACCAGGAAACAAAUCUUUGAGAAAAGAGGAGUUGGAGCGGGAAAGAACCAGAAAAACCAACCGGAUGUUGAUAGCCAUGGUGGUUAUCUUUGGAGUUUCGUGGCUUCCACUGAACGUGUACAAUCUGGUCGUAGAUUUCCACAUCCCAGCACUCUCGUGGGAGUAUCUAACCCUCUUCUUUGUCCUUUCACAUUCAAUAGCGAUGAGCUCCACUUGUUACAACCCCUUUCUUUAUGCUUGGCUAAACGAGAACUUUCGAAAAGAGUUCAAGAUGGUUUUGCCUUGCUUCAAGGUUCAGCCAACUCCCAGAAAGGGCAACAGCGCCAAGAACGAGCGAACGUGCAAUGGUCACGACACGGUUCAAGAGUCCUUGCUACCACGGUCUAAUUCUUUAAGAAGGGAGGCCUGCCAGCAAGAAAAGGCGAUGUCGGUCAAGUACGUGACGGAAACGGACAAAGUGAAACUUCAGAUUGUUAACAAUGAAGAUGAGGCUGUUUAACCAUUUAAUCGAAACGCACAUUCACAAACAUUUCUAUUAACUGCUUACUGUUGAUGUUUUUUUUUAUCCAUUAUUGUAAUUCUUCCCGGAAGAGGGAGCUGAAAACGUUGCAUCAAAAUUUCGUAGAGCAUUGUUCUCUGUUUUCUGAGAUACUGAAAUGUGCCAAGAGCUUCUGAUGGUCGUUGUAACUCUACUUUCUGUUCUCUGCGUCCAUCAGAGUUAUCUGAAAUCAUGUAAUGAAAUGUGUCCGUCAUUUACUGGACAUUGAUGGCCGUCAUAAGUUCUUAAGAUAACAUUUAAAAAAACUUAUAAAACGGUGGCCUAAAGAAUUACUGACUAACUUUUGAAGUCAUUGUUGUAUCGUCACCGAUAGGACAACUAUAAUUCUACGGACAUACAAUGCUAAAAUACGAGGUCCGAUACCUCGCGGUGGACACAGCAGAUAGCCCAAUGUGGCUGUUGCUCUAAAUAAACGCUGUUGUAUCCAUUGUACUGUUUGUAUUACCAAGCUAUAUUGAAAUAUCUUACGGUAGCAUACUGUAUUUUUUGGUGUAAAUAUCAAAGUGUUUGAACUUUUAUUGUCCACAAAUAUUUAGGGAACUUCAUAACUUUUUUUCCCCUUUUGGCGAAAACAAAAUACUGUAAAUUACUGACAGCUACUUUGUGUGUUCUGAGUUAUUGCCAACAGUUGGUUUAUAUAUAUUGGACAGAGCACCUGUGAACUGGAUUCUUCUAGCUUCUGUGGUCACCAGAUCAAACUUGUUUAAUAAGACUGAUGAUGUGCUGUUUAAAGAUAUGUUAGACCAGCACUAUAUUAGUGUAACCACCUUUUUUUGAUCAAUAUAUGGUUACUGUAACCAUGGUUAUGGUGUUGAUAACACCAAACUUCUGGAUUAACUCUCCCGCGCGAGGUCGAAAGGUCAAAGGUGAUUAAAACUCUUAGAUCAAACCAGUAUAUGGUUAUUGUACUCAUGACUGUGUUUUGACGAGACCAAACUUCUGGAUUAACUCUCCCGCGCGAGGUCGAAAGGUCAAAGGUGAAGAGCACAUUUAUUGCUCCAUGACCAAAUUUAUUGUUUCAAGACUAAACUGAAGAUGAAGAUAAAAAAAGAAGAAAAAAACUUCCGUUUCGAAGUUAACAUAUUGGUUUGAAUAAUGACGAGGUUGUGACCACCUAAAAUAACUGAUAAAUGUUAGUUUUUAAGACUGUAACAAUCGUAGCGUGUGGUCGAAUAUAACUUGAUAAAAUCCUGGGUUUUAUCCGUACGAGAUUCUGAUGGUGUUGAAACUUCAAAAGAUCAGAAGAUGAUAAGUCAGUCCACUCUCCACUGCCAGGAAGACUGUGGAAGUGUUGUCUCUCUGACUCACUGGUCAUCUCUGUCAGUAUAAGUCAGACGAGGUUAAAACACGGGGGCUACACAAUCUUUCUAAAAGGGUGGAGAGCUGGGUAAUGGUAAAAUACAUAUAAAUACACGCAUUGUGUUUUUUCUUUAGUGAAGAAUAUGUUGUGACGAAAUUUCUUUUAUUUUUUCUUUCGCCCUGUAGCUCAGUAUUCGCGCGUGCUAGAAUAUGUUCCUGUGGUAAUUUGUGGCUAUUUGUAACUGUAGCUAGUGGUAUAUAUAUAUAUAUAUAUUACCUUGAUAAAACGGUUUUAUUCAGAGCUUUUACUCGUAAUAACCACGAAAAGAGAACAUAUACUUCGUUAAACUUGUUUAUAUAUACAUAUGCUUUACUGUCAGCCUCUGUGUGAAAAUACACGUUAGGUGGGACUAUAUAUAUAUAUUUACAUGCAUAUGCCUCUUAACAACCAAAGAAACUCAUUUAUGUCAUUUAUUUAUAUUCAAAAAUGCUUUUCUGAAGCGGACAUGCAUGUUUUUUUAAAACGUGACAAGUAUAGAACUAAAGUCCGGUUAUAAGACCCUUAUGUUUGUUUAAAACUUGACAAGUAUAGAACCAAAGUCCGGAUAUAAGACCCUUAUGUUUGUUUAAAACUUGACAAGUAUAGCACCAAAGUCCGGUUAUAAGACCCUUAUGUUUGUUUAAAACUUGACAAGUAUAGCACCAAAGUCCGGAUAUAAGACCCUUAUGUUUGUUUAAAACUUGACAAGUAUAGAACCAAAGUCAGGAUAUAAGACCCUUAUGUUUGUUUAAAACGUGACAAGUAUAGAACCAAAGUCCGGUUAUAAGAACCUUAUGUUUGUUUAAAACUUGACAAGUAUAGAACCAAAGUCAGGAUAUAAGACCCUUAUGUUUGUUUAAAACUUGACAA